UCCGCCAUCAGUUGCCUGCUUCUUUGAACUGAGUUCUCCUCAGCUUUUGAUCUCUCCAGCACUAUGAAGAUCUUCCUCAGUACUUGUCUCUUCUUGGCCAUCCUUUCUGAAGCGGAAGCUGAGGUAUGUUUUGUAAAGAAACCAGGAAAAAAAUUUGAAAGAAAAACUUGUAAAACUUCCAAAGGUGGCAGUUGCUUUGUGCAGUAUAAUACCACCACUUUAAAUGGCUCUUUUAUGUUCGAAGACGCAAGGGGAUGUACUACAGAUUGCACCCCAGAGAACUAUAGUUUCACCAACGAAAAUGGUCGUUACUGGCGGAGUUACAGGUCCUGCUGUAGUGGUUUAGAUUGCGCCGAUUUAUUUACUCAAAAGAUGAAAUAUCAGUUUAAUGGCAAGGAGUGUCCAACUUGUUGUCGUUCUCUUUCAAAAGCCUGUAAUGGCUCGAAGACCAUCAAGUGUCUUAAUGAUGAGACUCAGUGCAUAGAGUUUGUUGUUGCUCACGAUGACAGUGCAAUUCCUGAAGAUUAUUUCUAUGGCUGUGCAGCCCCAAAGUUUUGUGAACUGGCCAAGAAUUCAAUGCAUAUUGAUGCUGUUUCAGGCACUAUAACCAGAGCACGAUGCAGUGAUACUCUCCCUUCCCCAAAGCAGCUCAACUAUGAAGGGUAGUUAGAAGAGAAAGAUGUCUUCUUCCUUUUGGAUCCCACUGUUUCUUGCAGCAGUGGAGGUGGAAGUUGCUUGCCUGGUGGUGGGAGAGGAAAAGCUACUGCAAUUCACAGGAUUCCUGAAUCCUCUAUUUGGCUUUCAAUGGAAGGUGAAUGGGAUGCAGGGAAUAGAUAUGCUAAAGUAAGAAUGUUGGGCUUGGGAGCUCUGUCUCGUGAUAAUAUGGUAUAUGGGUAAAAUUUAUCUUUGUUCAUAAUCAAAAUAAAUUGGU
Molecule: messenger RNA, 931 nt
Organism: Lacerta agilis (Sand lizard)
Lineage: Eukaryota; Metazoa; Chordata; Lepidosauria; Squamata; Lacertidae
Product: phospholipase A2 inhibitor and Ly6/PLAUR domain-containing protein-like
Exons: 5
Coding region: 64-666 (200 amino acids)
Source: RefSeq, a predicted model, not a curated record